AUGUCCACUUUAGUGCCGAUUUUCGUGCAAGUGCUCAAAACCGACAACAUUCGGCACGUCCACCUCUCGGGCGCCAACAACAUUGUGUGUCUGGACCAGCUCAAGCUCGGUAUUCUCGCGCGCUCCUGCGUCUUACCUGGCGUCUCGGCGUUUGUGUGCAGCAUCCUCUUUGCCUUCCGGCCCUUCCGUGGCGUCGACCGCUCGCACGUGUGGGCGUCUGACUUUCUUCGCGGCUGCAGCAACGAUGUCUACGACGUGCGCGUGCCGAGGUUCCUCGACGGACUUGUCUCGUUUGCGUUCCUGGCGUACGUGCUCUUCCAAGAGUUUGGGAUCGUCCCGAUUGCCAUGGGCCACAACGACGAGUACCGGCUCUUUCCUGCGAAAACACGCGUCCGCUGCGACUACAAAGUGUACAUCUUGUCGACGUCACCCGACUGUUCGCGGCGCGUCGGCGCCCUCUCCCUCACCCUGCUCCAAAAGUACCAAACGAUGCUCGACAACUUUGACGAAAUCACGCGCGCAUGGAACAAGCACUCGUUCACGUCCAAGCUCGCGACGCGUGUCCAGCAGUCCAGCCGGCGGCUGCUUCUGACGCGCACGACGCAUCGCACGUCGCUUGUCGACAGCUCGUUCUAUUCGAUCAAGUCGAACGGCCGCGCGUCCGAAGCCGACUCGGAUGCAUCGCAUCGAUCCAGUAUCGUUGUGCCAUGCACGACCGAGACGGACGUACCAACGAAUGGCGAUGACGGCACGACGCAGGAUGCGACCGAGCCAUUUGUCUCUGCCGCACCGCAGCCAACGUCGUUUCAACCGCUGCCCAAAGUCAUCGAAGGUGACGACGAGUCGUCCGAGAAGAUGCCGUUGCCGUCGCAGCCGCACCCGGCCAAACGCCUUCCGCCCUUGAAUGUCGCUAGCGCGACACCGCCACCCGACGCCAGUGCGACGCAGGUCGUCGUUCAACAGGACAAGAACAGUCGGUCCAACUCGCAGCUCUCGCUCGACUACCUCUCGUUCCUCACAACGCGCGUGCCAGACGACUUGGAAGAUCACAUUCUUCUCUGCGGCAUGCCCAACAUGCUCCACGACUUUGUCGCGCCGUUGCGGCAGCCCAAUCGUCCGCAAAAGAAGUUUGCGGCUGUCGUUCCCAUCGUGGUCUUGAGCGCGACGCCGAUCUCGGAGAAGCAGCACGCGAGCAUUGCGCACUUCAAGCACGUCUACUUCCUCCAUGGCUCCCCACUGCAUCUGCACGUCUUGACAACCGCGUGCGCGGCCAAGAGCAAAAGCGUCGUCAUUCUGAGCUCGACCAACGACGACGACUGCGACGACGAGCCGGAUCUCGUCGAUGAAAACAUGAUUGAUACCGAUGCGCUGACGCUCUAUCGGUUCGUGACGGAGUUUUGUGAAACGAGCCGUCACCCGGACAUGCCGCUGCCUCGGAUUCUUAUUGUGCUUAACCGGCCGAGCAGCCUCCGCUUUGUCAAGGACGAACACAACAAGGAGCCUGCCGACGAAGAGACGGUCGAGAUCCUUCGUGCGCACAAGCGCCAAGUACUCUCGCGCUCCGAUGACCCGCUCGACAGCAUUUGCACCCCCAUCUUUGCGUCCGGCAAGGUCUUUUUUCCCAAUGCACUCGACGCGCUUCUUGGCACAUGCGACAAGCACGGCAGCAUCAUUGACCUCAUGUACCUCUUCAUUCUGGGCGAACCGCCGCGGGGCGACGAGGCCGGGCGAUGUCUCGACCAGAUCACGAUUCCGCCGACGCUGUGGGGUCGACCGUACGGCGCGUGCUUUGAGAACCUUCUUUUGCACCACAAUAUUCUGUGUUUGGGCCUGUAUCGCCCGCAGACCCAGCAAAACAGCUACGUGUACGUCAACCCGAGCGCCGACGUCUUUGUGACGCCCAAAGACAUUCUAUUUGUCCUGCGAUAA
This is a messenger RNA of Saprolegnia parasitica CBS 223.65, 1929 nucleotides long. RefSeq lists its product as hypothetical. Lineage: Eukaryota; Oomycota; Saprolegniomycetes; Saprolegniales; Saprolegniaceae. Gene Ontology annotation, biological process: potassium ion transport. Bases 1 to 1929 code for a protein of 642 amino acids. Gene Ontology annotation, cellular component: membrane. The transcript is spliced from 6 exons. The record is from RefSeq and is a predicted model, not a curated record.